Molecule: messenger RNA, 2332 nt
Organism: Thlaspi arvense
Lineage: Eukaryota; Viridiplantae; Streptophyta; Magnoliopsida; Brassicales; Brassicaceae
Source: the annotation of a GenBank genome assembly
AUUGUAAUAAGUUGUAACCAUUUUUUACAAAAUUAAAAAAUAAAGAGUUGGUAAAACAAUUUAUCUCUGCUUUUAAAAUUAAGACUUGAUACAAACGUACAGACAGAUACGUCUUAAAAAAGAAGAGAAAACCGUCCUCUUCCAUUAGCCACAGAAAACGAAAGAACAAACAAAUCAGACAAGAGAGCAAAGAAGAACAAAGAAGAAAGCCUCUUCCAAAGAGAUUCAGUGAUUGACGCAAAAUCUUUCAUCCACUUUACUCAAUAUUCUUUCUUCUUCUUCUUCCUCUUCACUCUAUAGUCGCUGUGAUUUCCUUUCUUUUCCUCCGUCUUAUCUUUGUCCGAAUUCUGAAUAAUCCAAGGGCGUCAAGAGCUGCGAUUCUCCAUGAAUACAUCUGGGUUUUCUUGAAUUCCGAUUUCAAUUUUUUUUUUGUAAUCUGAGGGUUCGUGUUUUCGGAUUCAACUCGAAGAAAAAGUUUUCAGCUUUCGCCUAAAAACCCACAUGGGAUUGGCACUGAACAGUAGACUGAGAAGAAGAAGAAGAACAGUGAUACUAGUCAUCGAGUGUUUGCUACGAUUAUGUCCAUAACGGAAUCUUCAGAAUCGGUUUUCACUACUGAGGAAGAAGAGUCCUUUAGCGCUCGCUACUCGCUAUGGAUCAAAGAAGCUCUAGACGAGCUCCCUCACAAUUUCACAAUCACCGACCCGUUUAUUCCGGGUCACCCGAUCGUUUUCGCUUCCCCUGGGUUCCUGAAAAUGUCUGGCUACUCGCGGGAAGAAGUCAUCGGAAGAAACGGGAGGGCCUUUCAGGGGCCCAAGACUAAUCGGAGAUCGGUCAUGGAGAUCCGCGAGGCGAUUCGCGAAGAGAGGCCCGUUCAAGUGAGCAUUUUGAAUUACCGUAAAUCGGGAUCGCCGUUUUGGAUGUUGUUUCAUAUGAUCCCUGUUUUCGGGAAAAGCGACGGGAAAGUGAUCCAUUUCGUGGCGGUUCAGGUCCCGAUUUCGGGACAAGAACAUCAUCGGAAGAUGAGAAACGGGUCGGGUCUGAGCGGAGAUAUGUCGGAUUAUUCCGAAAUGAUGUUUGGUUCUUGUCGAAGAGAGGUUUGCUUUGGUCAUCUCGUACAUCAGGAUCGAGCUUUGCCUGUGGAAUUUGAUGAACAAGAAUUAGAGAAUUGGGAACACUGUGAAGCGAGUGAGUCGGAGAAGCUAAGAGCUGCAGAAGCAAUUAGCAAUGUAUUAUCUGUUUUAACGCGUUACAGCGAGUUCUCUGGCAGAUUGGUCUGUGGAAAACGGUACUGCUUGCGUGGUGCAGACUGCUUAAGCUCGUCCUUAGUGAUUUCUCUCGGUAGAAUCAAACAAAGUUUCGUAUUAACCAAUCCAUGUUUACCCGACAUGCCUAUCGUUUAUGCGAGUGAUGCCUUCUUGACAUUGACUGGUUACAAGAGGCAAGAAGUGUUGGGACAGAAUUGUAGAUUUCUGAGUGGAGUUGAUACAGAUUCCUCAGUACUAUACGAGAUGAAGGAGUGCAUCUUAGAGGGGCAACCAUGCACAGUGCAGAUACUAAACUACAGUAACAGAAAAGAUAAGAGCACGUUCUGGAAUCUUCUUCACAUAUCACCAGUUCGUAAUGCUUCAGGCAAGACAGCAUACUUUGUGGGUGUUCAGGUGGAAGCAAGUUGCAGAAAUACUGAAAGUAAAGAACUGAGACCAGAGACAAGGCAACUGAGUGUGGUCGGUGCGGUUAGAGUUGCGGUCAGGAGCUCGUUCAUGGUGACAUGCUAAUAUACGCCCCAAAAGAAAAUGCAUUUUAGAAACAAGUAGAAGAGUAUGAUCAAGUCAAUUCGACACACAUCUUCACCAUAUAUGUAUAGUCACGAAACAGUACACUUUAUAAAACAUCUAAGCAAACAACGUUAUCAUUCACAAAUCUGUUUCCAAAAACAUAAUUGAAUCAAUCCAUCAUCAUCAUACCGUUCACGUUUUAGUCUUCCCUAUCACAUUUCUCUAAGUUAGUCACAUAUAAAGAAACAGAACACGUUUUCGUCAUCUCGCAAAAACAUAGGAUACGGACAACGGGUGCUGCAUCUAGCACAAACCGGUCGAGAAAGGGAAUUGUUGUGAAGAACAUGCAUCUUAACGACCUCACCAUUUCUUCUGGAUAAGAAAAUUGGACCAGGCUUCAAAUACGGUUCUAUCCCAAGUAGGCAAUCAAUAUGAAGUGUUGUGCAGCAACUGUUGCAAUUAUAGAAUCCUCUGUUCCUUCCAAUUGCUAACUUUCCCUCGCACAACUCACACCAAUCUGAGUCACUUGCCUCGUCCCCGUGACAAAAUGUGAG